CUCUCGCUGCGAUCCAGGGCUGCCUAACUCCGACUUUUGUUAAGAGCGUCCCAAGGUCUCCCCGCAGACAUUUUUGCUGUGAGCGUUAAGAGUGACGGAUCGCUAUGGGAGAUAUUCUGGCUCAUGAAUCCGAAUUGCUUGGGCUAGUGAAGGAGUAUUUAGAUUUUGCCGAAUUUGAAGACACCUUGAAAAUAUUUUCAAGAGAGUGCAAAAUAAAAGGAAAACUGUUAUCUAAAACAGCAGGUGGCACCUUAAGGGACUCCGGAUCCUUGAUCAUCCAGAAGGACCUCGUUGCUGCGUUUGACAGCGGAGACCAGAAGGUGUUCUUCGACUUGUGGGAGGAGCACGUUCCCGGCUCCAUCCGAGACCGAGACUCCUUUGCCCAGAAGCUGGAAUUCUAUCUGCACAUCCACUUUGCCAUCUACCUUCUGAAGAACUCCGUGGGGAGACCAGACAAAGAGGAGCUGGAUGAAAGGAUUUCUUAUUUCAAAACCUACCUGGAGACCAAAGGGGCCGCCUUGAGCCAGACCACAGAGUUCCUCCCUUUCUACGCCCUGCCUUUUGUCCCCAACCCUCGGGCACACCCCUCAUUUAAAGAGCUCUUCCAGGAUUCGUGGACUCCAGAAUUAAAGCUGAAGUUGGAAAAGUUUCUGGCUCUGAUUUUUAAAGCCGGGAGCACACCAAAGCUUUUUGCACUAUAUAAGGAGAAUGGUCAGCAUAACAAAGAGGUGUUGCAGCAGCUCCACCAGCAGCUGCUCGAGGCCGAGCGGAGGUCCAUGACGUACCUGAAGCGGUACAACAAGAUCCAGGCCGACUACCACAACCUCAUCGGCGUCACGGCGGAGCUGGUGGAUUCUCUGGAGGCCACCGUCAGCGGCAAGAUGAUCACGCCCGAGUACCUCCAGAGCGUCUGCGUCCGCCUCUUCAGCAACCAGAUGCGGCAGAGCCUGGCACGCAGCGUGGACUUCACCAGGCCCGGCACGGCUUCGACCAUGCUGAGAGCAUCCUUGGCGCCCGUGAAAUUGAAGGAUGUGCCGCUGUUGCCCUCCUUGGAUUAUGAGAAGCUGAAGAAGGAUCUGCUCUUCGGGAGCGACCGCUUGAAAGCCUUCUUACUGCAAGCUCUGCGCUGGCGCUUGACCACAUCCCACCCCGGAGAGCAGCGGGAGACGGUGCUGCAGGCCUACAUCAGCAACGACCUGUUGGACUGCCAGAGCCACAGCCAGAAGAGCGUGCUCCAGCUGCUGCACUCCAAGAGCGAAGUGGUGCGGCAGUACAUGGCCCGGCUGCUCAACGCCUUCGCGUCGCUGGCGGAAGGUCGCCUCUACCUCUCUCAGAACACUAAGGUGCUGCGGAUGCUGGAGGAAAGGCUGAAGGAGGAAGACAAGGACACGACCACCCGGGAGAACCUCCUUGGGGCCUUGCAGAAGUUCAGCCUCAGGCGCCCGCUGCAGACGGCGAUGAUUCGAGACGGCCUGGUCUUCUGGCUGAUCGACCUCCUGAAGGAGCCCGACUGCCUGUCCGACUACACGCUGGAGUACUCGGUGGCCUUGCUCAUGAACCUUUGCCUCCGCAGUGCAGGGAAGAACAUGUGUGCCAAGGUGGCAGGCCUCGUGCUGAAGGUUCUUUCGGAUCUGCUGGGCCACGAGAACCACGAGAUACAGCCGUACGUGAACGGCGCUCUCUACAGCAUCCUCUCGAUUCCGUCCAUCCGUGAGGAGGCAAGAGCAAUGGGAACAGAAGACAUCCUUCGCUGCUUCAUCAAGGAAGGUAAUGCUGAAAUGAUCCGCCAGAUCGAAUUUAUCAUCAAGCAGCUCAACUCAGAAGAGCUAGUGGAAGGUGUUCUUGAAUCCGAUGACGACGAAGAUGAAGAUGAUGAAGAGGACCCGGACACCAUGGAAGCCGAUCUGGACAAAGACGAACUGAUCCAGCCCCAGCCGGGAGAGCUCUCAGGCGAGAAGCUGCUGACCGCGGAGUACCUGGGGAUCAUGACCAACAGCGGGACCAUGAGGCGGAAGGGCCUGGCCGGGGUGCAGUGGAGCCGCGACGAGCCCCUGCGCCGGCCCGUCACCCCCAGCGGCCACAGGACGGGGUACCCAGUGCCGGAAGACCACCCCUUUCCUCUCCAGAUGACUGGACACCCCAGAAACGGCUACCUCCCGUGCCUGCCCAACGCCCACCUUCCCGCCUAUAAGGGGGCUGAGCCUGGCGCGUCUGAGCCUCGAGGCUCCUCUUCAGCUGCCGCCCUCGCCAAGCCAGGAGCGUGGUCGCCAGGGGGACGCCACGGGGAGCCACGCCUGCCCCCCUCGGGGCCCCACAGCCAGCAGAGGGAGGCAUCCGGGCGCGCGGCCAGCGGCGAGACCGCCAGGGAAGGCGCUGCCUUCACCUGCAGGCCGCGGACGCCCCGCACCCCGGAGGUCCUGGACCCGAGCCCACCCAAGGCCAAGGCCUCGGCUCUGGCCCCUCAGCUCUCCUCCUGUGGCCCCCAGCAAGCCUGCCGCCCCGGCUCCAGCACGUCCUCCACGAGGGGCCUGCACAGCAGCCAGUCGCACAGGAAGUGAGGGCGGCCGCUUCCCCCGCGUCCCCAUGCCACUGCCCGAGGACCGGCCAGCUUCCGGGUCUUGGCCAGCUGCAGGCGACAGACGUGAAGAGACGGUGUCGGCCAGCCGCCGUGGCCAGGGGCGAGAAGGAGGACGGCUCUCAGGCGGCCCGAGGACCCCCGCCCGGCUCCCCGCGCGGAGGCCAGUGCCUUCCCCGGCUGGGAGCUGAACCCAUUGGGGGCCCUGGGGGGCUGGGCCGGGGACCGGAGGGCCCAGCAGCAGGUGAGCUCCUGGCCUCCGGGGGACCCUGCUCUGCCUGAUAGCCCAGCCAGGAGGAAACAUCGGGCCUGAGUCAGGGAAGCUUGGCGAACCGGAGCUGCCCUUCUCAGCCCUUUCAAGAUCUGGUCAGAAAAUGGAGAAUCCCCGUGGGGGGUCGGAGCAGGGGCGCCCCGCGAGGGGCCUGCUCCCGACCUCCACGAAGACCUCAGAGGCCGGCAGCGCGGCGGGCACAGAGACUGGCCCCCGCGGGGGCGGCCUGGGCUCCCUCGGAGGGCCGCACCCGCCUAGGAGGGAGGAAGGGCCCUCCCGGCUCAGCCAGCGGGCUCAGGGGUCCCACAUGGGCCCGCCGGCAGCAGGGGCCAGCCUCUCCCGAAACAGGAGCGCCUGAAAUAAAGG
Messenger RNA from Condylura cristata (star-nosed mole), 3212 nucleotides. RefSeq names its product armadillo repeat containing 9 (gene ARMC9). The record is from RefSeq and is a predicted model, not a curated record. Gene Ontology annotation, biological process: cilium assembly. Lineage: Eukaryota; Metazoa; Chordata; Mammalia; Eulipotyphla; Talpidae. Gene Ontology annotation, molecular function: protein binding. The coding region runs from base 105 to 2558 and encodes 817 amino acids. Gene Ontology annotation, cellular component: ciliary basal body; centriole; ciliary tip. The transcript has 25 exons.